AUGGGAGAUCUCGGUGUGGCCAAGUCGCAGAUAUUGGGCUACAUCGAUCGGUUGGUUCGUAGUCAGUACAUAACGAGCCUUGGUUCUUCUGGAGAAGAUUUGGCUGCUGCCGUCACAAAGGAUCCGUUGACCGGCGCGAUGAUGCUCGAAAGGAGAACAUCCAACUGCCAGCCGCUCUGCUUUCCCUUUUCGACCUUCUCGGCCGCAACAACGAUCUUCGUCUGGCCAAACGCAUCACCCUCGUCCACAGCUAAAGAAAGCCGCUGGUACAUCGCACUGCAGUGCACUGUGAACUUGCUGGGAAUUUUGCGCCUCUCGACCGCCCUUGCCCGGCUCCGUCAGGCCGACGAGGUCGACAAGGAUGACGUUAAGGAGGCCCUCCGUCUGCUGCAAAUGUGA
Messenger RNA from Culex pipiens pallens (northern house mosquito), 399 nucleotides. Its product is annotated as DNA replication licensing factor Mcm7-like. Gene Ontology annotation, cellular component: nucleus; MCM complex. Bases 1 to 399 code for a protein of 132 amino acids. Lineage: Eukaryota; Metazoa; Arthropoda; Insecta; Diptera; Culicidae. The transcript is spliced from 2 exons. The record is from RefSeq and is a predicted model, not a curated record. Gene Ontology annotation, molecular function: single-stranded DNA binding; ATP binding; single-stranded DNA helicase activity. Gene Ontology annotation, biological process: double-strand break repair via break-induced replication; DNA replication initiation; DNA strand elongation involved in DNA replication.